Molecule: messenger RNA, 1659 nt
Organism: Fusarium mangiferae
Lineage: Eukaryota; Fungi; Ascomycota; Sordariomycetes; Hypocreales; Nectriaceae
Product: putative alpha-glucoside transport protein
Exons: 3
Coding region: 1-1659 (552 amino acids)
Biological process (GO): carbohydrate transport; transmembrane transport
Cellular component (GO): membrane
Molecular function (GO): carbohydrate:proton symporter activity
Source: RefSeq, a predicted model, not a curated record
AUGGAGAAGACAAUCUCUUCCCAUUCGGUAGAGCACAACGAAGGCCUAGCUAGGCACGACACACGCGACGACAAGAAGAGUUCUAACGUCAUGCUUGGCCGUGCUGGCUCUUGGGAAGCUACCUUGGACGAAGCCCAGGCAGCGAAUGCGCAUGAGCAUGCUCUGACUGUUCGUCAAGCCCUCAAGUCGUACCCGUGGGCUGUCGUCUGGUCCCUCGUUGUGUCACUAUCCAUUAUCAUGGAAGGCUAUGACACUAUCUUGAUUGGCUCGCUCUAUGCCUAUCCUACUUAUGCUCGGCGAUUUGGAGAAUAUCAGGAUGCAACCAAGACAUACCAGAUUCCUGCCCGCUGGCAGAGUGCUAUGGGCAGCGGUCCGCAAGCCGGUGCCAUCGUUGGCGCCAUCUUGAAUGGUUUCAUCAUACAGCGCUUUGGGUAUCGGCCUGCAUUUCUCCUCGGCGUGGUGUUGAUGGCUGCUUUUGUCAUGGUAUCAUUCUUUGGCAUGUCUGUUGAGCUUCAGGCAGUGGGACAGAUUCUCUGUGGGCUGCCUUGGGGCAUCUUCGCCACGAUCGGUCCUGCGUAUGCUUCGGAACUCUGUCCGCUUCCUCUUCGCGUAUACCUCACCGCCUACACCAACAUGUGCUUCGCCACAGGACAGCUCAUUGGCGCUGGAGUUCUCAAGAGUUUCAUCGAGUGGGACAACGAUUGGGCAUGGCGCGUUCCUUUUGCUUUACAAUGGCUAUGGAUCCCAUUCCUCUUCGUCGCCUGUAUAUUCAUGCCUGAGUCUCCCUGGUAUCUAGUCCGCAAGGGUCGAUACGACGAGGCUGAAAAGAGCGUCCUCCGUCUCAUGGCCACUGACGAAAAGCCUCAAGCAAAGCCUCUCGUUGCACUGAUGAUUCACACGAACGAGACCGAGAAACGAAUUGCAGAGGGCACUUCAUACUUCGAUUGCUUCAAGGCGGCUGAUAUACGCCGUACCGAGAUUGCUUGUGUGUCGUUCCUUGGUCAGAUUACCUGCGGUGCCCAGUUCGCUUAUUCAGCCACGUACUUCUUCCAACAAGCGGGGUUGGACUCAGAGACCUCGUACAACCUCAAUCUUGGCGGCACUGGAAUGGCAUUCUGUGGUACUAUUGCGUCGUGGUUCCUGAUGAGACACAUCGGCCGUCGAAACUUGUAUCUCGCAGGCAUGAGUGCCAUGAGCAUGUGGCUUCUUAUCAUCGGCGCUUUAGCUACCAACACUUCCAAUCCCGCCGUCAAGUGGGUUCAGUCGAUCCUCUGCUUGAUCUGGCUCCUUACCUUCUCUCUUACUGUUGGCCCAAUCGGAUGGGCCAUCCCUGCCGAAGUUUCGUCCACGCGUCUGCGAUCCAAGACCGUGGUCUUGGCCAGAACCUCAUACUACCUGGCACAAAUCGUUGCCAAUGUCAUUCAGCCAUACAUGAUGAAUCCUUCUGCAUGGAAUUGGAAAGGCAAGACUGGAUUCUUCUGGUUCGCUUUUGCGUGUCUCAGUGUUGUCUGGGCUUUCUUCCGCCUGCCUGAAACAAAGGGUCGCAGCUAUGAAGAACUUGACCUGAUGUUCGAGGCUAAGCUUCCGACGAGGAAAUUCAAGACUUAUCACGUCGAUGCCUAUGAUAACAGCCAGGGAGCAGGAGUGGUAAAGGUUUAG